AUGGAUGACUGCGAAGGCCACAGAGCGCCACCAUUCGCGAAGGUUGGCUAUACAAACGAUUGCGAUCGACGAAUUGGAGAACUUCAGUCUGGAAACCCUCACGAACUGAUAUGUCGAUUUACCUUUUGGGUUUCCAACAGGCAUCGUGCGGAACAAGAGGCCCACGAUGCACUGGACGAACGAGGGCUUCGCGUUUAUUGUGGUGGAGGAACAGAAUGGUUUACAGUCCCCGGUGGAUUAGAUAAUAUAGAUGACUUUGCAGAAAUAGUUAGGGCAGCAAUUGUAGAGUAUAUGCAGGAGGAAGAGGAUCGCGACUUAGCUGAGUCGUCCAUUAAUCUUGCUCCUAAUCAAGCAGCCGCAAAAAUGGCCAAAAAUUACGGACAUAACAACACAAAAUGGCGACAAGCUCUCAAAGGAAAUAUGUUGCAUGUCAAAUAUAAUUGUAAAUGA
Molecule: messenger RNA, 450 nt
Organism: Porites evermanni
Lineage: Eukaryota; Metazoa; Cnidaria; Anthozoa; Scleractinia; Poritidae
Source: the annotation of a GenBank genome assembly